Aureobasidium namibiae CBS 147.97 is the source of this 1038-nucleotide messenger RNA. Its product is annotated as alcohol dehydrogenase. The transcript has 2 exons. Lineage: Eukaryota; Fungi; Ascomycota; Dothideomycetes; Dothideales; Saccotheciaceae. The coding region runs from base 1 to 1038 and encodes 345 amino acids. Gene Ontology annotation, molecular function: oxidoreductase activity. The record is from RefSeq and is a predicted model, not a curated record.
AUGUCUCUUCCCACCAGCGCCCGUGUCUACCGACGCACUGAAGACGGCAAAGACAUCGAGCUCUCCACCGAAGACCUCCCUAAAGAACUCACUCCUACUCAAGUCCUGAUCCGAAUUCACGCCGUCUCGCUCAACUUUCGCGAUGUUGCUAUGCUCAACGACAGAUACCCCGUUCCCGCCGAUCACCGCGGUAUCCCCUGCUCGGACGCUGGUGCCACUGUCGUUGCAGUCGGCAGUUCCGUCAAGGACUUUGUUGCUGGCGACCACGUCUCGCCUACUUUCCGCUGGACCACUGAAGAUGGCGUCAUGAGAGCUCUCGGCGGUGACUUUGACGGCGUGUUGCGGGACUAUGCUGUCUUUGAGUCUGACGCUUUGGUCAAGAAUCCAGAGUAUUUGACUCCUGAAGAGGCUUCGUUGAUUCCUUGUGCUGGAGUUACAGCAUGGACUUCGUUGGCCCAAGAUGAUUGGAAGAAAGCAGAUAAAGUCAAGACAGCAUUGAUGGAAGGUACAGGCGGUGUUUCUCUGUUCGCUCUCCUCAUCUGCUUGGCCAAGAACAUUACACCCAUCAUAACUUCAUCGUCCGAUGACAAGCUUGCCGGACUCCAGAAGCUCGCGGAUGCCGAUCAGAAAGUCCUCGCCAUCAACUACCGCAAGACGCCUGACUGGGCCGAGGAAGCGCUGAAACUCACAAACGGACAAGGUGUAGAUGCCUUGGUCAACAGUGUAGGCGCUUCAAGCAUGGAUCAGAACUUCAAGGCCUUGAAGAAAUUUGGUACAAUUUCUCUGGUUGGCUUCCUCGGUGGCACUCCUGAGAAGAUGCCUGAUGUUACCAUGCAGAUUCUCACGAAGAGCGCGCAUGUGCAGGGCAUUGCAGUAGGAACCAAGGAAGAUCAUCAAGACCUCUGCAAGCUCUUGGGUGAGAAGAAGGUCAAGCUCAGUCCCAUCAUCGACAAGGUGUUUGAUUUUGAAAAGUCCAGUGAAGCGUUCAAAUAUCUAUACUCGGGCGCUCAUGUGGGAAAGGUGGUGAUCAAGAUCUGA